UGUGUCAAAGACUGCUCUAGAACCACAGUGGUGGGGAUUUCCAAAGGUUUCUAGAAUCAGGGUUUUAUAACCGGCCUCCAAAAUUUGUUCUGAGGUAAAUGCAGAAUACAAACUCAGUCUAGUAUCACAGUAGGUUCUAGAAACAGUUCCCAGGCUUUACAGAGUUCUGGAAUCACCACAGGAUCAUACUUGCUCCAGAACCACAGCCGUAAAAACAGAGUUCUGGAUUUUUAGAAGGUUCUAGAGCGUGUACUCAUGUUAGAUCCUGUUAAAAGAGAAGGUUCAGAACUCUGAGCAGUCUAAAAAGGGUUCUGGAUUCAGAGUAGGUUCAGUAAAAAGGACAGGGUACCUGGAAAUAUUGCAGUUUCAACAGUUUGGUCUAGAUUUCCAUCAGAAUGGUUUCUAGAGUCUCAAAAGUAAACUCAGCAAAAGCCACUGGGGUCAAACUGGGACCAAGACUGGGUUCCUGGUCGUUAUCCAGACAGGGAAAGUUGACCAUGCCUCUGGUUGUCUUGUGCUUGUUAUUUGUUGAUCGAGUCGGUUGCCAUGGCAACUCCUCAUCUGAGCUGUCAUUGUCAGAUUUGAUGAUGUUGGACCGUCCUGACUUCCAUGGCACAGAGUCACCUCUAGAACCACUGAUGGACCUUCAGAUCCAGACCUCAGAAGGGGAGGCACGUCUGGUCCAAGAGACCGUCAACAAAGCCUCGUCCUUACCAGAGAAAUUAAAAAUGAAACAUAUGAACAAGCUGAAACACAAACCUGAGAGAAAGCCAUACCAGCCAUCCUCUAACUCUUCCAUGGCUGUUCAUAGGCGCCCAGUAGCGCCCCCCAGCUGCCUGGAAACCACAUCGAUCAAAACAGCCUUCAAGUACAUCAACACGGUGCUGUCCUGUGUGAUCUUUGCCGUGGGGAUCGUAGGAAACGCCACCCUGCUGAGGAUCAUCUGCCAAAAUAAAAGCAUGUGGAAUGGACCCAAUGUUCUGAUAGCCAGUCUGGCCCUGGGAGACCUGAUCUACAUCGCCAUUGACAUACCGAUCAACGUCUACAAGCUCCUGGCGAUGCGGUGGCCUUUUGCUGACAGUGCGUUCGGCCUGUUCCUCUGUAAGCUGUUCCCCUUCCUGCAGAAAGCUUCAGUCGGCAUCACCGUCCUCAACCUGUGUGCCCUGAGUGUGGACAGGUAUCGAGCCGUGGCGUCCUGGUCUCGGGUUCAGGGCACUGGUGUUCCCAUAGUAACGGCGGUAGAGAUCGUGGUCAUCUGGCUGCUCUCUGUGGCGUUAGCCGUGCCCGAGGCCAACGGCUUCACCAUGGUCACCUUCGACUACAAGAACGUUACCAUGACAACCUGCAUGCUGCAGCCCAGGACGCCCUUCAUGACUUUCUACAGGGAUGUGAAGGACUGGUGGCUGUUUGGUUUCUACUUCUGCGUCCCACUGACCUGCUCGGCCGUUUUCUAUGGACUCAUGACCAGAGAGAUGCUCCGACAUCAGAAAGGAAGUCUGAGGAUUGCGCUGAGUGAGCACCUCAAACAGCGUAGAGAAGUGGCCAAAGCCGUGUUCUGCCUGGUGCUGAUCUUCGCUCUGUGCUGGUUUCCUCUCCAUCUGAGCCGUCUGCUGAAGAGAACCGUCUACAAACCUCAUGAUGCUCACCGCUGUGAACUGCUAAACUUCCUGUUGGUGCUCGACUACUUCAGCAUCAACAUGGCCACCAUCAACUCCUGCAUCAAUCCCAUAAUCCUCUUCUUUGUCUCCAAGAAGUUCAAAAACUGCUUCAAGUCCUGUCUGUGCUGCUGGUGUUAUUCUGGCUCUCUCUCCAACAGCAUGCUGCCCCUGCACCGUGGGACGAGUCUACCAUACAAACAUACUGACCACUGAGAGAGGGCGAGAGAGAGCGAGAGAGAGAGCACAGAGACUCAACAGUACAGAGACUGGACUGCAUCAGGACACCCAACAAUCUGACUGACUGAUAACCACUGUAUCUACCCUUUAACAUGCAGUUCUAACCUUUUUAUAGCGUAUUUAUUCAGCUAUGUAUAUUUUAUUAAAUAUUAGUCAUAUAGGUUGAUAUAAUAAACAGUACAGAGC
This is a messenger RNA of Cheilinus undulatus (humphead wrasse), 2081 nucleotides long. Its product is annotated as endothelin-1 receptor-like. Gene Ontology annotation, biological process: vasoconstriction; G protein-coupled receptor signaling pathway; regulation of blood pressure. Gene Ontology annotation, cellular component: membrane. The transcript is spliced from 7 exons. Bases 396 to 1871 code for a protein of 491 amino acids. The record is from RefSeq and is a predicted model, not a curated record. NCBI's taxonomy places the organism in Eukaryota, Metazoa, Chordata, Actinopteri, Labriformes, Labridae. Gene Ontology annotation, molecular function: endothelin receptor activity.